Lachancea sp. 'fantastica' is the source of this 1266-nucleotide messenger RNA. The record is from the annotation of a GenBank genome assembly. Lineage: Eukaryota; Fungi; Ascomycota; Saccharomycetes; Saccharomycetales; Saccharomycetaceae.
AUGUCUAAAGGUAAAGUUUGUCUAGCAUACUCCGGGGGUCUCGACACCUCAAUCAUUCUAGCCUGGUUGCUAGACGAAGGCUACGAAGUCGUGGCCUUCAUGGCCAACGUAGGCCAAGAAGAAGACUUUGAAGCCGCAGAGAAAAAGGCUUUGGCUAUUGGUGCUACCAAGUACGUGUGUGUUGACUGCAGAGAAGAUUUCGUCAAAGAUGUGCUAUUCCCAGCCGUGCAGGUGAACGCCGUGUACGAAGAUGUGUAUUUGAUGGGCACAUCGUUGGCCAGACCAGUGAUUGCCAAGGCGCAAAUCGACGUGGCUGAACAGGAAGGCUGUUUCGCCGUGUCUCACGGCUGCACCGGUAAAGGUAACGAUCAAAUUCGUUUCGAACUUGGAUUCUACGCUUUGAAACCGGACGUGCACGUGAUCGCUCCAUGGCGUGAUCCGGUAUUUUUCCAGAGAUUUGCAGGCCGUAAGGAUCUACUGGACUACGCUGCCCAGAAGGGCAUUCCUGUGACCCAGACCAAGGCUAAGCCAUGGUCCACUGACGAAAACCAGGCGCACAUUUCGUACGAAGCCGGUAUUCUAGAAGACCCAGACACCACACCACCAAAGGACAUGUGGAAGCUCAUCACAGACCCUGAAGACGCUCCAGACAAGCCUCAGGACUUGACCAUCACCUUCGAGAAGGGUAUCCCCGUGAAGCUAGCGUACCCUGACAGCAGCAAGAACGGCGAGACCACGGAAGUGACGUCGCCAUUGGACGUGUUUUUGGCCGCAUCCAACUUGGGCCGUCAGAACGGUGUGGGUCGUAUCGACAUUGUGGAGGACCGUUACAUCAACCUCAAGUCCCGUGGGUGCUACGAACAGGCUCCUUUGACGAUCUUGAGACGUGCCCAUGUGGACCUAGAAGGUCUAGUUUUGGACAAGGAAGUUCGUUACUUGCGUGACCAGUUUGUUACGCCAACCUACUCUCGUCUCAUGUACAACGGUUCCUAUUUCACCCCAGAGUUCGACUUCAUCAAGGCCAUGAUCGCACCUUCCCAGACGUGCGUCAACGGUCAAGUCCGUCUCAGACUCUACAAGGGCAACGUGAUCGUGCUGGGCAGAUCUUCUGAGACCGAGAACCUAUACGACGCAACCGAAUCGUCCAUGGACGAGCUAACAGGCUUUUUGCCCACUGACACUUCUGGUUUCAUCGCUAUCCAGGCCAUCAGAGUCAAGAAGUACGGUGAAUCGAAGAAGGCCAAAGGCGAAUCGCUAACUUUGUAA